This is a messenger RNA of Ustilaginoidea virens, 309 nucleotides long. RefSeq lists its product as uncharacterized. The record is from RefSeq and is a predicted model, not a curated record. The transcript has a single exon. Lineage: Eukaryota; Fungi; Ascomycota; Sordariomycetes; Hypocreales; Clavicipitaceae. Bases 1 to 309 code for a protein of 102 amino acids.
AUGCCCAAGGUCCGCCUGCACUCGUGCUUCUCCGCUUCUGGACAGGGGAACCGAGGGCGAUUUAAGACUCACCAGGCUGACGUUGAUAUGGGCCUGAGAGCCCAAGAUUUACGGCCAAAGUACAAAGGCUGGCGUGGCCGCUACGGGACUCGGAAAAGAGCCAUUCUGUGGUGUCCUGUGAAGCGGGAUUUCGCAGGGUGGCUCAGGAUGCUGUGGCACGAUGCUUCGUACUGGGUUUGGAAAGUCCUCCGAACAACUGUGCCUCCUGGCGCCCGGACAGGAGAAAAGGACCAUCUCGACACAAGUUAA